Molecule: messenger RNA, 1941 nt
Organism: Talaromyces rugulosus
Lineage: Eukaryota; Fungi; Ascomycota; Eurotiomycetes; Eurotiales; Trichocomaceae
Exons: 6
Coding region: 1-1941 (646 amino acids)
Source: RefSeq, a predicted model, not a curated record
AUGCCACCAGCAGUUGAGGUUGUAUACGCGGGGGUAUCGGAGCUCGUGGUUACAGAUUCCAUAGCUCGGUUUGCGAUUGUCGUGCGGAACGUGUCCGACCUAGUCAGCUUCUUCGAGUGCCAGCUUGCCCUCGCGCCCUCUCAUGAUAAAUCAACUGCAGUUCCAGACCUUGUACUUCAAAAACUGAUUGAAUACCGUAACUCGUAUAACAAAAAAUUCGCGGCUGUUGCACUUCCGCGCUCGUUGGCGGACCAAUGCCCUUCCCUCUGCCUCCGUCUCUGGAAAGAACUGGAUAGUGUUCCGUAUGUAAUCGCAAAAGAACCGCACCAGAGAACACGCGCGGACCAGGGAGAGCUGGCGACAUUUGCUGGGUGGGAGGAAAAGCAGAUCGACGAGCAGGCGGACUCGCUCGCCAGGAAGUGCAUAAGAUCAUUUGGCAUCGGACAUGUCAUGCCUGCUGCUCAGCUUGAUUUGCACGGCAUGGUUACGAACUUCCGAGUGUCCUUUGUGGACGAGACUGAUUACCAACGGACUGUCGGAAACCGUACAUGGUCCCUAGUGCAGAAUUACGCCGAUGAUCUUCGAAAGAGAAAAGUCAAAGUGGCCUUCUUUAGUAGCACAACUCACGGAAGGCCAGAUGUAUCUACGCGCCAUGCGCUCAUUCGCCUAGCGCAGUGCUUGGGAGUCGAUUUCCAAUGGUACGUUCCUCGGCCACGUCCACAGCUCCUUGAUAUUAUCCGAAGGGUGCAGAGGAUCCUCCAUUGCGUCGAGGCCCCAUCGCAGCCUCUUAGUGCCGACGAGGAGCUCGGCAUCCUAGAGUGGGUUUACAAGACCGCCAAGCGAUACUGGCUCACCAAGGGAGGCCCUCUGCUACCGGCUUCCGACGGUGGAGCAGACGUGGUGGUCAUUAGUGAUGCAAUCCUGUCUUCGCUAGCCCUAAUUGCAAAGCAGUCGGAUCCAUGGCGCCCUGUGGUUUUUGAGAAUCGUUUACACGUCCACCACUGGGCUGAAGACCGCGACAACGACGAUAACCGCAGAAGAUGGGAAAAUCAAACGUUAGAGUUCCUACGUGCACGGCUGAAACAUGUGGACCUGCUCGUUUCCCAGGAACCAAAAGCCUUCGCUCCAAGUCUCCUGCCGAUGAAGCAGGUGGGCUACAUACCGGUGGCGAUUGAUCAGAUCGACGGCGUAAAUAAACCCUUACAAGACUGGGACAUUUCCUUCUACGGCCGCGAAUUGAAUGCGAUUUGCAGGAGUGCAGGCAAGCCAGUACUCGAUUACCCUUACAGACGCUACUUCAUUCACCUGGUACAGCUUCUCCCCGACGAAGGUACGACCCGCCUUUUGGACAGUUACAAGGCCUUCUACCAUCAAUACCGAGCUGAGAACCCAAAUGCUUCGGUCCCCUACUUCCUGAUCUGUCACUACAGCUCCACGAACACUCCCGAUACGGACCAAGUGCACGCCAAUCUCCUCACCCACAUCCAGUCCCACAUGCCAGACCUCGAGGGCCUCAUCUCGAUCAUCCGGCUCCGACCACCAGAGCAACUGUGGAACUCGCUUGUCUCACAAGCACUCGCCGUGGUGCAACUUCGCGACUACGAAGGAAUCCCCGAGAUGCUGCUGGGUGCUGUCCAGAAGCGGACACCUGUCAUCGUCAGCAGGGAGUUUGCGUACUAUCCAUUUCUGCAGGAGAGCAAUGGUGCCCUCGUUUUCGAGUACAAUGAGGGUAACUCGCUCUCGCAGUAUUUACUUGAUGUCGUUAAAGGCGAAACUCAGACUGAGAAGCACGCAGCAGCUAAAACGAGGCUCGAAGACAGGGCGACCACGGUUGGCAAUGCUUUGUGCUGGUUUUUCCUGACUUCGGAAUUGUCGAGGGGGGAGAAGGUUGAGCCGGCGGGAGAGGACAUUUAUGUGAUGGCUGAAAGGAAAGACUUGUAG